AUUAUUUGAUAAAUAUAAGGUGACUUGAUAACAAAGUAACCCGUAGUUCAAAACCAGGUCUCCCUAGUACACAGCCUCUCGCCUGUCUUCUCUGCUGUGGAUCUCUAGCGUGCAAGCACAGAGACUCUCCAAAAGUUCCUUUCAAUGGGUCAGGGAACUCCGGGCGGUCUGAAUCGGCAAGGCUUGCCGGGCGACCGAAAAGGCGACGGUGGCGACAAGAAGGAGAAGAAGUUCGAGCCGGCGGCGCCGCCUGCUCGCGUCGGCCGCAAGCAGCGUAAGCAGAAGGGCCCCGAAGCCGCCGCCCGCCUUCCCACCGUGACGCCACUCACCAAGUGCAAGCUCAGGCUCCUCAAGCUCGAGCGAAUCAAAGAUUACCUUCUCAUGGAAGAAGAGUUCGUCGCCAAUCAGGAGCGCCUCAAGCCGCAGGAGGACCGCACCGAGGAGGACCGUUCCAAAGUCGACGAUCUGCGGGGAUCGCCCAUGAGCGUCGGCAAUCUUGAGGAGCUGAUUGAUGAGAAUCACGCCAUCGUCUCGUCCUCCGUUGGGCCGGAGUACUAUGUGGGGAUUUUGUCGUUCGUCGAUAAGGAUCAGCUCGAACCUGGAUGCGCCAUUUUAAUGCACAAUAAGGUUCUUUCUGUUGUUGGGCUUCUUCAAGAUGAGGUUGAUCCAAUGGUUUCUGUAAUGAAGGUUGAGAAAGCUCCACUGGAGUCAUAUGCCGACAUAGGAGGGCUAGAUGCUCAAAUACAGGAAAUUAAAGAAGCCGUUGAGCUUCCUUUGACUCAUCCGGAAUUAUAUGAAGAUAUUGGCAUCAAACCUCCCAAGGGUGUCAUACUUUAUGGAGAGCCUGGAACAGGCAAGACCUUGCUUGCAAAGGCAGUGGCAAACUCAACAUCAGCAACAUUCUUGCGUGUUGUUGGAAGUGAAUUGAUUCAGAAGUACUUGGGUGAUGGUCCAAAAUUAGUAAGGGAACUCUUCAGAGUUGCUGAUGACCUCUCACCUUCAAUUGUCUUCAUUGAUGAAAUUGAUGCAGUUGGUACAAAAAGGUACGAUGCCCACUCAGGUGGUGAGCGUGAAAUCCAGAGGACCAUGUUGGAACUCCUCAACCAAUUAGAUGGCUUUGAUUCUAGAGGUGAUGUCAAAGUCAUUCUUGCAACAAACAGAAUUGAAAGUCUUGAUCCUGCUUUGCUUAGGCCAGGCCGAAUAGAUAGAAAGAUUGAAUUCCCUCUUCCUGAUAUUAAAACAAGGAGGCGCAUAUUCCAGAUACACACAUCAAGGAUGACAUUAGCAGAUGAUGUUAACCUGGAAGAAUUUGUUAUGACUAAAGAUGAAUUUUCUGGAGCUGAUAUAAAGGCAAUUUGUACUGAAGCUGGCUUGCUUGCUCUGAGAGAGCGCCGUAUGAAGGUGACGCAUGUCGACUUUAAGAAGGCAAAGGAGAAGGUAAUGUUCAAGAAGAAGGAAGGGGUGCCAGAAGGACUCUACAUGUGAAAACCUACGGCCCCAUAUGUAUUCUGUACUUUAAAUGUGUUCAUUUAUUUGCUGUGCUGGCUGGAUUUGAUUUGCUUUUGCUCCCAUUUGGUCUGUGAGUGGGUAAUAGCAAGAUUGCCGUCCUUUUGCUCUGAUACAAAAACUGAUAAAUUUUAGUAGCAAUUUGUUGCACUGUGAUGAUUCAGCUAAA
Messenger RNA from Malania oleifera, 1675 nucleotides. RefSeq names its product 26S proteasome regulatory subunit 4 homolog B. The coding region runs from base 145 to 1485 and encodes 446 amino acids. Gene Ontology annotation, biological process: proteasome-mediated ubiquitin-dependent protein catabolic process. The transcript has 6 exons. Gene Ontology annotation, cellular component: proteasome regulatory particle, base subcomplex. Lineage: Eukaryota; Viridiplantae; Streptophyta; Magnoliopsida; Santalales; Ximeniaceae. The record is from RefSeq and is a predicted model, not a curated record. Gene Ontology annotation, molecular function: ATP binding; proteasome-activating activity; ATP hydrolysis activity.